Messenger RNA from Bombyx mandarina (wild silkworm), 1131 nucleotides. RefSeq names its product cuticular protein RR-1 motif 1 (gene CPR1). The record is from RefSeq and is a predicted model, not a curated record. Lineage: Eukaryota; Metazoa; Arthropoda; Insecta; Lepidoptera; Bombycidae. Gene Ontology annotation, molecular function: structural constituent of chitin-based larval cuticle. Gene Ontology annotation, cellular component: chitin-based extracellular matrix.
GAGUGUACACACCGGCGGAGUGGUGACCGUGAACGAGUUUCCGCAUAGUGAUCUCGCGUCUUGCAGUGCUUACCAGUGCCCCGGACAACUGUAACAGGAGUUGUUGUUGUUGGAACCGAAACUAUAAACAAAGUGCAUUAAGGAUGAAUUCUUUCAAGGUGCAGUAUGUCAUUGCGUUAUGCGUCGUAGCCGCAGUGGGUGUACCUGUUGAGGAUGGAAAAUGGCAUCCUUACCAAUACGGCGAUUCUGGCAAAUACAUCCCCACAGACGAAGGAAAAUAUAUUCACAUUCCAAACCCUUACAUUCACAAUGAUAACCCUUACGAUGGUGGCUUUGGACCAUAUGCACACGACUAUGAACCUUAUGUUGGGGAGGCUACAGUUCAAGAUCAAUACAGGCUGAUUUUGACGCCACCCAAAGACAUCCCCUUCUAUAAGGACGGCUACUACAAAAACAAUGGCAUCAAAAUCAUCAAGCAGAAGCAUAACUACGACGAGGACAAAUACGAUUUUGAUUUCGAAACUGAAAACAAGAUCCGUGCUGAAGAGAAGGCGGUUUUGAAAAACGCUAACUCCAUUGACGAAGGUAUAGCCUCCAAGGGCUUCUACGAGUACAUCGGUCCUGACGGCUUCAUGUACCGAGUGGACUACACCGCCGACGAAAACGGAUUCCGUCCUAAGGUCAAGCGACUAGAAACACCGUACUCCGGAAAGUGGAUACUGGAGAAAGUCAAUUAAAAUUCACCGGCACAAAAAUUCAACUUCAUCACCAUCAGUAUUUUCAUUUUAUGUAGACAAUUUUAAUUGCAACACCCACUGAUUUGAUUGAUCUUCUUGACUGAGUACGGAUCAUUUUUAAAGAAUCAUCAUCUCAUAUAGGUCACGAAUGAAAUCGUUCACGAAUUCGACAUUUAGAAAAAUAUUAGCGUUGAUCUGUUUCAGUCGAAUUUUUCUCAUGUUGAUGUUGUAUCUCAUAAAAGUAUCGCUGUUUAAAUAUAAAGCGUAAAAGUGUGAAAUAUUUUAGAUUUCGUUGCGACGAACUAAAAGUAUGUCUCGUGUCUGUUUAGGUAAAUGUAAUUUAUAUUUAGAAUUAAGUAAUUAGAACAUUUUUAAUUAAGAUAUUUAUUUAUGA